Messenger RNA from Girardinichthys multiradiatus, 5959 nucleotides. Its product is annotated as HMG box-containing protein 1-like. The coding region runs from base 518 to 2014 and encodes 498 amino acids. NCBI's taxonomy places the organism in Eukaryota, Metazoa, Chordata, Actinopteri, Cyprinodontiformes, Goodeidae. Gene Ontology annotation, molecular function: DNA-binding transcription factor activity, RNA polymerase II-specific; RNA binding; RNA polymerase II cis-regulatory region sequence-specific DNA binding. The record is from RefSeq and is a predicted model, not a curated record. The transcript is spliced from 13 exons. Gene Ontology annotation, biological process: regulation of transcription by RNA polymerase II. Gene Ontology annotation, cellular component: nucleus.
GCUCAGUGCAGCAGUAGAAACACGAAGCUGUCAGCGCUCGUUUUUUGCUGUAAAUGCAGUUUCGCAGCUCGCUGCCGUGCUUCAUUGUUGACGUUGGUUGUUUUCUUGUUGUGUAUUUUACGCAAUAGGACGUCUCAUCCGUUUAACUCGAGCUAAUCAUUGUUCCACCUUCCGAAACUUAUUCUCGAACUGAGUUAGUCUGUCACAGUUCAGAAUGUAACGCGUUUAACGCCAUUUUAGUCGACGUGAUGUUUCACUGUACUUAGUUUCCUUUGAAUGUGUACUAAGCGUAAAGACUUCGACAUUUGUGACGUUUCUAACAGCGGGCAAUCUCCCACCAUCGUCCGAGUUUUGAAAAUUGUUUUCCACUGAUUAUUUCAACUAUAAUCGCUGUCCUUCUCUGUAUUGAAUGAAUGGACUUUAAAGGCGCAUGCGUGCUGGACCUAAACGUUUAUAAACAAGGCAUCGUCACAGGACAAGAUAGUGAUGUAAUAGGUCAAAGUGAAACAAUUACAUCAUGGUUUGGGAGGUGAAAAAUCCACCUCUGCCAUCAAGCAACUUCAAAAAUGGCAACAUGCAGCAGGCCGACCCUGAGCCUGAGUACACAGGAAGAAUAAGCUCUGAUGAAGACCAGGCUCAUGAUCCACUACGCUGUGACGAACACUUCCCCUCCUCCCUUGGCCUGCCCUCCAGCGACAGUUUCAUGGAAUAUGACGAUCUGCCAGAUCUACAGGAGGUUCAGGAGGAACUAACGACAGCGCACGUUUACCAGGUGAAUCGUGGUGUCUUGCACCAGGAGUGGCUUGCCGAGCCACAGCCUCCUGAGACGCUCUGGCUCACACAGCUGGCACACAUCGCCACUGGACCUCAGAGCCCACUUCUACAGGAUCUUCCUCACAGCAGCUCCUCUGCAGUCUGCAUCCCGAGCACCAGCAGUGAUCUACACACCUACGCCCGUCCUCCCCCUACUCUCACGAGAAGCAAGUCGCCAUCUGGAGUUCAUGGCAGGAAGCGACAUCGCAGCAGGACGAGCAGUGAGUGUGGCUCUGCAGUAUCAACCAGGUCCUCUCUGUCUGAUGAUGAAGACAUGGGCUGGAGUUUCUCCUGCCCACCUACAGCCUGGCACUGCUUUCUAAAAGGAACUCGCCUGCGUUUUCACAGCGGCUCAUGUGUGGGGUGGCAGGAUGUUGAGGACUUGGGGUCCGGUAAAGAAGACUGUGCCGACCAGGACCGGUCAAGCUUUCUGAAGAGUUAUGGCUCUGAGGGUCUGCAGCUGGUCGAGCAUGGAGAGACUGUGUCCUCUGGUCAGGCCGUCUUGCAGCUAACCUUUGACCCCGGGGUAUUCGGACAUACGCCGAUCACAGCACAGUGCCAACUGGAUCACCCUUUCUACGUCAAAAACAAAGGAUGGUCCUCAUUUUACCCAAGCUUGACUGUGGUGCAUUAUGGGAUACCAUGCUAUGAAAUGGAAGUAGGCGAUUUGUGCCUGCCUCCUGGACACAGAGAUGCUAAGCAUACGGAUGAUUCGCUGGUGUUUGACACAUUUAAAAGUUAUGACUUCACUCCUCGGGACUCCUCUGCUGUUUACCUGCUGAGCAGCAUGGCAAGACGCAGACAUGCCUCACAGUCCAGUGGGGGCGCUGUUUCUCCCGACAGAGACACAUUACCAGAUAGCCACAGUCCGAGCCAUUGCCACUCCAGGCAACAAAAACCUUCUAAAGCUAAAGCACAAGGUAGCAGCAGUGCCUCGCCCAACAAAUGCAAGCGGCCAAUGAACGCCUUCAUGCUGUUCGCCAAGAAGUUCAGAGUGGAGUAUACUCAGAUGUAUCCAGGCAAGGAUAACAGAGCAAUCAGCGUCCUCCUCGGCGAGCAGUGGAAGAAAAUGCAAAGUGAGGAGCGCCGCGUGUUCACCCUGCAGGCCAAAACGCUUGCCGACGAGCAAAAGAGGCUCAACCCUGAUUGCUGGAAGCGCAAAAGAACCAACUCUCAGGGCGGCCAAGGAAAUCAAAGCUGAACUGACCCAGCAUGAAGGAGUGAACACACCUAUUUAGAAGUCCAAACAAGAGCCUUGAACUGGGAUUGAGUACAACAUUCUGUUCAGAGCUUCUGUGCUUAUGAGAGUAUCACAGAUCCCAGAGCAGAACAACAACAUGUAUUGGGCUCCAGGGAACAAGUUAAACACCUCCUGCAGAGGAGUACGGUGUCUCCCUAUCCAGAACCGCACACAGAACCACAGUGCAGAUGAUCAGGUUUUAACUUCGAGUGGCGUUAAUCAAUUCACAAAAUGUGAUCAUAUAAAAAUCGAGAGAUAUUUUGGUUCUUCCCGGUGUCUAUCCUUAUGCUUGAACCAGGUGGAGGUUUUGGUGCUGUAAGAUUUUAGCCAAAAGCAAUAUAGCCAAUUUCUCUAAAUCCAUGUCAUAACAUAAGAUAUAUGCAAUUUAUUUUCUUGCCUGUAUUAUUUGUAUUUAAACUAAGUGUAAUGGCACAGGAUUAUAUAUGUAUUUAGUGUUAGCUUACAUUAACCUUGUUUUAAUGCAGCUUUAGUGCAUAACCUUCAUCUGCUUAACAAAUGUACAGCAAGGGCCUGGUAGCUUCCUCCCCUAAAUGGAGCAUGAAUUCAUCACCACUUAAAGGGAUAGUUUGAGAUUUUUGAAUCAAGGUUCUGUUGGAGAGUUAUAAGCAGUUAAUAUCUUACCUACAGUAGAUAACACUCUUCAUUUGGUAUAGAUCCAGAUUAGCAUUGGUUGGCUGUUUACACAGAACCUGGCGAUAAUUCACAUGGAUAAUUGCCGUUCGAAGCUGUGAUUUGCUUUUGUUAAAAACCCAUUAGAUUGAGUCUCAUUGGCUAUUAUUUUAUGCACAAAUGUCUGGCAUUUGUGCAUUUUGUAUUUUAGAUGUGAUUUGAUUUCAUCUCUCUCUGUCCAAAGCCUUAUUGUAUUUUUGGAAUUAUGUGAUGAAAACAGCAAUAAAUUUCAUCACGGUUGUAGUCAUUCUGCUCACUUUUUUUUCACGCCUUCAUCUAGCUUUUGUCCAAAAAAUAGACAAAAGCUAUGAGGAAAAUUGUUACAAUCUUUUAUAUCAGGCCUCUGCUCUAACUGGAAACACAGGAAGAUUUUUGGUGGCACACCUCCAACCUCUAUUUCCUUUGUACUACUGGGUCAUUGAGAUUGGACUUGUUUUAGGAAGGUAAGAGUACACUUUGUUGAUAGGUUUUAACUAAAUGAGGAUGCCAAGAGAUUUAUCUACUGCAAGUAAGAUAUUAACUUGUCAGAACCUUUCAACAGAACCUCGCAUCUACAACGCUGAGCUAUCUCUCUAAGGUUUUCUGAUAAAGGUAACAUGUGGAGUUUUUAUGUAAAUGAGCAACAGUUCUGUUAAAAGUAACUGUGGCCUGACUUUGAGAAUACGUUGAGUGCAUUUCUCUCCUCAUCAAACAUCUGCAGAGCCAGAUGUUAAAGCCACACUUCAAACAUGCCUGUUAGUGCUCCGGUGCAGAAGAACUCUGUAGGGGACCUCCUCUCUGGCUUUUAUUUUUGAUAGAGGAAUAAGCAGGUUGAAUUUCCUUAAGGAAGUGCGACCCCAAGUAGAUUUGACUUUAGUUUGAUGAUUCAGGAUAACUUAUCGUCACAAAUUGUGCUGUUGAUUUGUGUUCACUGUACCACAUAUAUGCAUAGAGCUGCAGCUCAAAGCACAUUUAUGUAAAAUAGAAGGAUACAGUGCUUCAUUAGGCUUUGUGUCAGGCAGAUCUAUUUCAGGUGUUUGUAGAUGCAAUGUUCUAUCUUUUUUUUAUGUUCCAACCAAAAAUCACAUUGACACCACCCAUUUAAGUCCAUCUUCAUCCUUUUGGUUCAUUCAUGUGAGAAAUUACAUAUUUGUAUAUUUCUAGUCACUGAAAGCCAGGAAAUUACAGUGAAAUCUUUCUGUUUGAGGCAAAAAAGCAACUAUUAAAAUUCUAUUUAAAGCAUUUAUUUUACAUAAAUGUGUUUCUCCAAUAAGACUAGAGGCGUAUUCCCUCCCCAAAGAUCGGGUCUGCUCUUAUUUGCAGUAGCUCUGCUUGAAUGUGCAAAUAAAGAUGCACAGAAUGAGACCUCUAAAUUAAUGAAUAAACAUAAAACCAACCCUCAUAAUGGUCUAAAAUUAGUCCAGUAAUUAAAACAGAAUAUCUUAUUUUUAUGAGAUUUUCUUUAAAAAAAAGUUUUAAUGUGUACUGGUUUAUACCUUAAAAAUCUUCCUCCUGAUAACCAGUGCGAAUAUGAAAGUUAAACACGAGUCAUAAUACGUGGAAAAGUGCAAUGUUCUACCUUCGUAUCAGUGUUGUGAAAACAAGACAUGAAGCAUUGACUUUGUGCUUUAUAGAGUUUCUCAUCAUUUUUACAAAAACAUUUUCAAAACAUAUUGACAGAAAAGCUAGCGUUGUAUUAGCAUGUUUGCUACUUCAUUCUCUUGGCCAGGUGACACACCAAUAAGCUCACACAUGUAGUACGGGCAUAUGUAUAUUGUUGGAUUGAUAUCGAUUUAUUGUUUAAAACUAAAAAUAUAUUGGUUUUUUUACUCUUUAGGAGAAAGUUUAGACCUUUUUUUUAAGUUGGCUUCUUUCAAUAACUUUCAGAACGUAUUUUCUUCUUGCCUGCUAAAGCUAACAGCUAAUCAGAUCAGGCCAACGUCCCAGUGCUUCAUCUAGACCAUGUUUUAAAAACCUUUAAACUGCCAUCCUUAUUUGAGCUCGCUAAGUAAAUGCUAUUUUGUUCAUUUUUAAACUACAUUACUCUUCAAUUAGGUAACUACACUGGCCAAAUACACUUAAUAGUGAUUUUAGGCACAUUGGAACAAGUUUUUAACUUUUUAGCUAAGUUUCGUCAUAAAAAAAAUACUAAUAUUAAAAACAAAUUAGGUUGACUCGUUGGGUUUAAAAUGAGCCAAACAAGCUCACUUUUUUUUGUAUGUCAGUUUUAUUACAACAUGACUCAACUUUUUAUUGUAGUAGAGAUAAAAAUGUUAAGUGACAUGUUUUAUCGUUGGUAUCUCUUCCAUUUAGCUAUUAAGUUGUAUUUGGUGGUGUUUGUGUUGUUAUAUGAGACCUGUUAGCCAUCUUUGCAGGGUAGAUUUGGUAUUAACCUGUGCCUUGGCUGUGGUCCGCCUUCUCCAUUUCUCUAGAUUACUCCAUGCUUUUAUUUUGCUCUGUCUUCUCUCCACUUGUUCUGUUUCCUUGUAAUUGUCCUUGUUUUUAUCACUGUCCAUGCACUACCUUCCUCUAUUCUGGCUGUCCAGGGUGCCAUAUUGUCCUUGCUGUGCUCCUCUUCGUCUGAUGAUGCAGAGAAAAAUGCUUGAACUCAUCUUUUUGGCUGUUUGUGAUUGUUUGCUCUACAUCACAGCUAGGUCUGCAUUUAUGUUGUGAGCAAGAAGUUCCACAAAAGAAAUAUAAAAGUUAGACGCAUCACUUUAUAGCUUAAAGAGAAAAAUAUUUUGUCUUUUAAGUUUUGCCGUUUGACAGAAUCCUUUAUUAUUGUGCUUCCACAGUUAAUACUGUUAUACACAAAGACACAGUUUAGAGCCACUAUAGAUUUACCUAAAAAUCUCCAUCAAAAUAAUAAAAUCUUUUAAAGAAUAAGCCUUCAAAUGCUCUCUGGCAACAUGACUUGAUCAGAACUCCUUUAAAGGGUGUAUGUAAAUCCACUUCUCAAGCAGAGGGUGAAGGCAGUCAUCCUCUCACUCGCUGCACAGUAAGUGUUAUUCUUAAUGCACUAUAUACACUUUAUCAUCUCAGACUGCUACAGUGUGUCAUGACAAAGAGAUUAUUCUAGAUAACUAUAUUUUUGUGCUUUGAAAUCAUCUUUCCCUUCUUGUGUUGAGCUUCUGGAUUAUUUGAUGUUUUGUCCACACUGUGAUGUCAUGUACAGUUCAGUCAGGGGGACAAUGUCAUGUAAUUCUUCAAAGUAAAAAUAAAAGCAUGAUAAACGUG